Molecule: messenger RNA, 3381 nt
Organism: Venturia canescens
Lineage: Eukaryota; Metazoa; Arthropoda; Insecta; Hymenoptera; Ichneumonidae
Gene: fusl
Product: fuseless
Exons: 7
Coding region: 833-2599 (588 amino acids)
Biological process (GO): neuromuscular synaptic transmission; neuron-neuron synaptic transmission; clustering of voltage-gated calcium channels
Cellular component (GO): presynaptic membrane
Source: RefSeq, a predicted model, not a curated record
UUGAUACUCGAUCCCGCGUGAAAUAGUGAAGAAUUGGCGUCACCAAUUUCUGGCAGAUUGCGGAAAUCAAAAAUCGCAAAAUAUCAAGAAUAACGAAAGGAAGUCACGACUUCAGUUGGUCUCUGCACACUUUCCAGUAAAGUUUACCUUUCGCUUGUUUGCCAUGGCACUUAAUCACAACUCAAUUAUUCAGAUAACACAGAAUUUGAGAUUUUUAUCGGAUCAGUAAAACUUCCAUUGGAAUGUUUGUUUUGAGUGAACGAUAGUUUUUUUUAUGAUUGAAAUUUGAAAUUAUCAUGUCCGGUUUUAAACUGUGAAGCUCUCCGUCAGUCAAGUUCUUGAGGGCAAGUUAUUUCCCUUGGAAUUAGCCUAACGAAGUAAUCCAAUCGGAGGAAUUAGAUUUAGAGUUUCAGUUCGAGAUGCCUAAUUGAGCCGCGACGUAAAUUAUUAUAAUUUUGCACGAACUUGAUAGAGGCAAUAAAUCGAUUGGCUCCUCAAUGCAUCGGAUCGAAUGAUAUCGUAUAACCAACGAAAUUUCCAUGCUCGUCGUCGUGGAAAUGCGUUGCAAAGGAGACACAGAAAACGCUGAUAGUGCUGAGAAAAUCAUUGAUUAUCGUUGAUCGAUGAAUUUUAACGUCGCCUUUUUUUACUUCCGCAAUUUAAUCAACAAUUACAAUUGCAAGAUGCGCAGUAGCGCAUAAUUCAAUAACCCAGACUCCUCCGUCUCGUAUAUUUGCAUCCCCUCAAGGGCAGCUUCUUGGGAAAAGCCAAUUAAUAUAACAUUCGUUAAUCGAAGAAGCGUCAAUCGUUGGAGAUUCGACGAGAGUCAAUUAUGUAUAUCGAACAAAUUGAGACGAGUGAGAAGAGUUUGCCCAACGAUCGCGAGGGUAUCGGAUCCUCGCUCGUGCGACUCGUUGAUUAUGCAUUUCGCGCUAAAUUUUUACAUACUGAAGAAUCCGUUAAAACGAGUUCCGCAAACGUGUCGCUAUCAGAAAGCGAGGAGGCUGUUGUGAUUGGAAAAAAAAUGAAAACCGAGGAAGAAUCUCGCUUGACGAAGGGUGUUGUCGACCGUGACGAGAUUCCGCGAGAUAAUCUUCAUAAAAUCAAUGAAAUCAUUCAAUCCGCGGACGAGAAAGUCAUCGUCGACACGGUCAAAACGGACGGGAAUGUAUGCAACGUCAACGAGAAAAAUUCCAACGAAAAUACCGAAAUGGAGAUCGAAGAAAGCGAAAAAAUGGACGAAGACGACAGUUUUGAGUUUGACAACGAAGAAGAAUCUUCAGGACUCUUUAAUAACAAAAUCAAAAGUAUUUUCAUACGUAAAAGCAGCGGUCUGGAAAGUACCGAUGAUCUGUCGACGAGAGUCGCCAAAACGGACCUCCCUAAUGGUGAAAAAGAGCUGGUGAAAAAGCCUGGCAAAAGUCCGCGAAAAUUUGAGAAGAAACGUGCCAUUUCGUUCGUCGACACUUUGCUAUCACUUUUCGUUGUGGGUCCGCUCGUGAUUGGACAGUGGCGUGGCAUCUGGACCAUGAUGGAUAUUUACAACGAAUAUUUUUCAGAAUGGCUCUGUUUCAUCGUUGGCACCGGUCUGCACGUACUUUUUGCCAUUGGCAGAGACGGUCUUCACGGGCGUUUCGUUGAAAAGCUGCGAAUAAAUCACGGUACAGCCGGACGUGUGGCGUACGAUCUCGUGCGUUUGAUGUACAUAUACAUAUUUUGCAUCGCCUGCAAUGCCCAUUGGCGAGGUGGUUGGAAAAUUUUUAGUCGUUAUUGCGGCACCAAUAUCUGGGUUUCGAACUCCUUCACCAUCAUUUUUGCAGCCGGUCUCGUGAUUUUGAGGUCUUUUAGAAAUCUUCUAGCGCCACCCUUCAUCGUAGUAAUCGAUCGACCGGAGCGCGUCUUUCAUUUUCCGACGAGAUACAACGUGAAUACGAGGGAUUGGUCUCUGUACAUAUUAGAUUGUGCAUUCAGUGUUGGAGUGGUUGGCAGUCUCGUGGUGUUCGUCUGGAGAGGAGCUUGGGUGCUUUUCGAGCUUCAUUUGUUUCCGGAGAAUCGUGAAUACUCUGCGAUCGGUUCAUUGGUCAUAGGAUACAUCAUAGUAGCCGUGACAUUCUGCCUGCAACCAUUGAUGAGAUACACUUGUGCGAGACUGAAAGGUCUCGCUCGUCUUCUAGCAGCUGAUGCUUUUUUACUGCUGAGCUUCCUCGGCACUGUAAACGUGUGGCGAGGUAUAUGGACCGUUCUCGAUCUGUGGCUACUACCAGAUAACCUUGAAUUAUCGUGCUGGAUAACUCACGUCGGCUGUUUCGUCUUCCUCGUACUUCUAAACUGUAGUAAUUCCAUUCUCGUGCGUGGUGUAUACAUCGACGCUGAGGAAGAAGAAGGUCGAUGUGUCGUCUUCCCGUGUCACUAUCUACGACUCUUCUUCAAAAUCGAACGCCAGAAAAAAGAGGCGAGAAGACAAAACCUCGUGGCAUCGAGCAAGGAACCGCAACCUCGUAACGAAGCAAACGAGAAAGAAGUUGAGAGCGAGACUCUGUUGAACCGUACGAACGCGAUGCCGACGAUAAUUCCAGCGAAUCCCGAGUCAUUUGUGUAAGAAGAUAAUAAAACGAGAGCGAACAAAUGAAACGUAUUAAAAUGAAGUUCAUUGGGAUUUAAUGAAAGUGACCGACAGUGAGGAAGAGACGACGCGCGUUACUGACAAUCGUGGUGUACCUGACAGUAAGCUACCAAAGACAGUGAAAAAGUGUCGUUCGACGUGAAACGAACAGUAGCAGCAGCAGCAAGAGAAAGUGGGAGGAAAUUAUUUUUUCAAAUGAAAGCAUGUGUCAAUAGUUUUGCACGCUGCGGUAAAAAGUAACGAAAACUAAAGAGAGGAGACUUCGAAGCCCGCGCGAAUGUGUUCCCGAGCGAGCCAGUGCAUUGCAAUAACUGAACAAAAUCCACCGACUCAAUAAAAAGCAAUGAUAAACGGAGAACUUCGGUCCGGUAAAUUUGAAUUGAGAAUAACAGUGCUCCUGUAAAUAAUAAUCGCGGGCAGGCACGCGCUGGCGCCGGUCUAUAGUUUUUAAGAAAGACAACAAAAAACGCACCAACAAUGUUAAACCUAUCGAUAUAUUUACAUUUUAAUCAGUUAUUCCUAACAGAUUCAAUUAUUUUUAGGCCAAACGAAAUAAGAUUAUGUACCUAGGUACGUCGAUAACGCACGACGCCAUUCAACAAAUCGCCUCUAUUUAUGGAGUUGAUUUACGAAAAGUUUGUUUUCCCAUUUCAACGAAAGAUAUUCAAAUAUUUCGAAAGAUACAAAAGCAUUUGCGGCGCUACGUGCUGUCGACUAAUUGUCACGUUUGAGCAAAUAAAUUUCAUCGUUUCAAAGUC